CCGCAAACUCCAAUUCUAUCAACUCCAACCUGCGCCUCUCAAUAUUACUCGAUCCUCACUUGAUCGACUUGAUGUUUCUACCCUCCGCACAACAGAUUACACCUUGGUCUACUACCACAUAAGAGAUCACGUUGGCCCACCUCUCCUAGCACCUCUCCUAGGUACUAUAUCGAGUCUUUGACGGUUAUUCAACUGGUUCUUUAGCCAUCAUGUCCCUCACCACCGUUGAUCGGCUGGACAAGCCUAGCUCAUACUUCACAGCCAGAAAACAGCGUCGAUAUCAAGGGCGACAAGAUGAUGGUGCAGGCGCCGAGAACAAAGAAGAGGAGGACCCAUUGAAAGAUGCCACUACCCUUUACGUGGGCAACCUGUCAUUCUACACAACAGAAGAACAGAUUCAUGAGCUGUUCUCAAAGUGCGGUGAAAUCAAACGCCUUGUCAUGGGCCUAGAUCGGUUCCAAAAGACUCCAUGUGGGUUCUGUUUUGUCGAAUAUUACACCCACCAAGAAGCCCUGGACUGCAUGAAGUAUAUUGGCGGGACGAAACUCGACGAACGUGUCAUUCGCACCGAUUUGGACUCUGGCUUUGUCGAAGGCAGACAGUACGGUCGAGGCAAAUCCGGAGGUCAGGUCAGAGACGAGUACCGAGAUGAAUUUGAUCCUGGCCGCGGUGGUUAUGGUCGAGCCAUUGAUGCAGAACGGAGAAAGGAAGAGGAGGAAUACGGGACCGGUCGAUAGGAAGCACGUGUUUCUAUGUCUAUCACGCCUGAAGUCACUAUCUAUCUGAGUAUGCUGCAUCAACGCUAUUGACGGGGACAAUGCCAUCGCGACCUGGAUCCUAAAACAAACCCUCAUCAUACAGCCAUUCGAUCAGUCGACUCGACCACUCGGUUCAACCACCAGACAUGGAUCCUCGCAUCGGCGGUCAAUUCGGGGUGGAAGCUGGUGCCAAAUACAUUUCCCUGUUGGACUGCGAUGAUAUCACCAACCUCGUCACCAGCACUGACCUCCUCCCCGCCUGUCGAUGCCUUUCUGACCCGACCGGGCAACUUGCCCAUGAUCUCGACAGUAGAACUCAUGGCCAACCGGGCGCGGUCAUCCUUUGCCGACUUUGAAGGUGCCACCACCGUCUCAGCGACCUGUUGUUCGUCCUUUUGGAUUCCAUCCACAUUUGGCAGGAUUUUUUCCACCACCGGCGCUCGGAUGAAGAUGCCUUGAAAUGGCGCCGGGGAUGAUGAUGAACCAUUAGUUUGAUUCGCGGCCUCGUUUAAGAAAGGAAGAUCCAAGUCUGCUUGGAAACUCUCGACCUGUCGACCAAAAUGAUUACGAUUGACUCGCACAUCAAGUCCACCAAUGAGUUCCUGACCUCCCUUUUUGGUCGCGUUUGCUGCCUCGGCAAGGAGAAUGAGACCUGCACAUGUACCCCAGGUCGGUUUUCGAUGGACUCUUGAUUUAAUUAGUUAGUGGUUGGUCGCAAAGCAACAGGGAGAACGACGGGACAUACUUGACAAAUUCUCUAAGUGGUUCCAAUAAACCAGAUUGCGCAGCCACCAAAGACAUGGUCGUGCUCUCGCCACCGGGAAUAAUCAAAGCAUCACAUUUUGAUAAUUGAG
Messenger RNA from Exophiala mesophila, 1612 nucleotides. RefSeq lists its product as uncharacterized. Gene Ontology annotation, cellular component: nuclear cap binding complex. NCBI's taxonomy places the organism in Eukaryota, Fungi, Ascomycota, Eurotiomycetes, Chaetothyriales, Herpotrichiellaceae. Gene Ontology annotation, biological process: mRNA cis splicing, via spliceosome. Bases 210 to 737 code for a protein of 175 amino acids. Gene Ontology annotation, molecular function: RNA cap binding. The transcript is spliced from 3 exons. The record is from RefSeq and is a predicted model, not a curated record.